Messenger RNA from Perca fluviatilis (European perch), 4962 nucleotides. RefSeq names its product shisa family member 9a (gene shisa9a). The transcript has 4 exons. Lineage: Eukaryota; Metazoa; Chordata; Actinopteri; Perciformes; Percidae. Gene Ontology annotation, biological process: regulation of short-term neuronal synaptic plasticity; regulation of AMPA receptor activity. Gene Ontology annotation, cellular component: AMPA glutamate receptor complex; postsynaptic density; postsynaptic membrane. The record is from RefSeq and is a predicted model, not a curated record. Bases 456 to 2252 code for a protein of 598 amino acids.
UUUGCGCACCAGACUCUCCCACCCUCGGCUCUUCUCUUCGCUCACAGCGCUCUCAUACACUCGGUGCGGCUUGUGUCUCUGCCUACUCCUGUGCGUAAGAGCGCACCGAUGGAUAUGUAAAGUGAUGCGCUCCUGAAAAACGCCAAAUCUGAGCCUGCAUUAAUGCCUUUCUGGGAAGACGUGGGUCUAUAGAUGCGCUGCAGAGCGCGCGCGUUGGAGAGCAGUUUGUUAGAUUAAGUCAAGUUCAUUUCACGGAGAUUGUUUUUAUUCUGCGCGCUCGUGUUGUUGCUUACGGACGAUGAUAUGUUAGUAAAGAUGUUCAUCAGCACGGAUGACGGUGCGUUGCUAUUUGGAUGUGUGUUUCUGGACUUUUCAGCAUACCAUGACCGCGCGCCCUUUUUCCUCUCUCCAAGUCUUUUCGUUUCUGCGUGAAGUUGAACGGAGGAGAAAGCACGAUGAGAGGGAAAUACUUUCUCCUCGGCUUCUUGUUGCUCAAACUUAUGGCUCUUGUGUGCAAGGCUGACGGGGAGCCGGGACUGCUCGGAGGAUUCGUAAUGAUCGCCACCUCCAACGGCUCCAGGGAGGAGGAGAGCGUGUCCGAGGAGACCCCGCACACGGAGGACAAUUGUCGGGGUUACUACGACGUGAUGGGCCAGUGGGACCCGCCGUUCAUCUGCAAAACGGGCAAUUAUCUGUACUGCUGCGGCACCUGUGGCUUCCGCUUCUGCUGCUCCUACAAGCACUCGCGGCUGGACCAGAGCACCUGUAAAAAUUAUGACACCCCGGUGUGGCUGAAGACCGGACAGACUCCCAAAAAAAUGAACAAGAUCCACGACAGCACCAAAGACAAGACGAAUUUAAUUGUUUACAUCAUAUGUGGAGUAGUGGCCAUUAUGGCUCUUGUGGGGAUUUUCACCAAAUUGGGGCUCGAAAAGGCGCACCGGCCUCAAAGAGAGAACAUGUCCAGGGCCGUGGCCAGUGUGCUGCAGGGCGGCUGUCCAGGUGAGCAGUAUCGUGGGGAGGAGGCCCUAGGGAUGCAUUCGCAGCACUUUGUUUCCAGGGCCACAAACCUCCAGGGCGGUCAGAUGAACAACAGCGUGGGGCCGGGCUCCAACAUGGGCCAGCAGCACCCUUACCCCGCCCUCAGCCAGCUGGCUCAUGUCUACGAACAGCAGCAACAGCAUCAGCAUCAUCAGCAGCAGCAGCAUCAGCAGCAGCAGCAGCAACAGCAGCAACAGCAGCAGCAACAACAGCAACAGCAAAACAAGGAUCUCAACAAGUACGCCUCCCUGAAGGCUGUGGCUGCCAAGUACAACGGUGAAGUCUACAACAAGCGUCGGCUGAUGGUGGAGCUGCCAACAAAGGGCGGGCUGCCUCUCCAGCCCAUGGGCAACUCCAGACCCUCAAUGGGCAACAUGUCGUCGAUGACUCCUCCGAUGACUACCAACCCCAUGGCUUCCAACCAAAUGGUGUCCAAUUCCAUGAAUCCUAACAUGAGCCAGAUGAGUUCCAUGAACCCAAUGACGUCUAUGAUGCCCAUGACUUCUAUGACACCCAUGACUUCCCACAACCAGAUGACCAACAUGACUCCUAUGACCAACAUGACUCCUAUGACCAACAUGACUCCUAUGACCAACAUGACUCCUAUGACCAACAUGACUCCUAUGACCUCCCUGGGUCCACUGACUCCUGAGCCGGUGGCCACCUAUAUCACCGAGAUGCCCAGCAUCUCUUCCGUCUCAACCCUCCCGACAGAACGGCACAUAGCAGGUGUCGGAGGAGGGGGGGGACUCAAGCUGAAUGGCCAGAAACCCAAAGGCAGCCAUGGUCACAUUGGCCACAGCUCUCACAGCUCUCACACUCACAGUCAUGGUUACAGCCACAGUAGCAAGCCGCCAGGCCUUGGGGCUACCUCUCUGGCACACAUGGCAGGGACCAUGCCAGGUCGCACGUCCCUGGGUAUCUCCAGGGCCGCCGAGACCCCCAUUGGCUCCAGCUCAGCUACAAUGGGCCGCCCAAUGGCCUACAGCUCCAACACAAUCGCGGCUGGGCAUACGAUGGGGCUGGGGCUGAAGGCCUGGGAUGGGACUGAGACGGUGGGCCGGAGGAAGACCUACGGGCACAAGAAGCCUCAGUGUACUGUGCUGGAGCCCAACCAGCUUCACAGCACCAGAGUCCACAGCCACAGCCAACACUUCCUCCCCACACAGCCCUACUUUGUGACCAACAGCAAGACAGAGGUGACUGUGUGAGAGAGGAAGAAAGGGAGAAAAAGAGGGGCAAAGGAUGCAUGUGGUGUGGUGGCACAAGUAAUCUCUGAGUGGAGACACCAACUCCUGCGUUGGUCAAAAGUGCAAAUCUAUGUGUGUGUUUGUGUGGCUCGUUGUGGUGGGACAGUGACACUGUGUCUGAGUUGCCCUCGUUUCACAAACAGAGUUUACCAAUCAAAUCACGGAUGGCGUCCAAGUUGGUGGCAUCUGUAACCUUGACUUCAAAGAGCCUACAGAGCAGGGAUGUGUAUAUGUACACUUGGUGGUGAUAUUAGAGUGUUGUCUCACAGCUAAUAUCUACUCGGUAAUGACAAUAUCUGAGCGUUACAGUGCAACAACACACAGAUAAUAAAGUGGGAAACUGUUGAUAACAAAAUGGAUUGGCUUUAUGAACCAAACCUGAGAAGCAAUAUAAGGGAUUAAGUGUAAGGCACCGAAGCAUCGUGGGAAAGAAGAAACACAGCAAGUUCACCCACAAACCUCGCAACAAGAAUUCUGCUCAAUCUGCCCAACAAAGCGUUGAAAGGUUUGGAAGAAAUAACAUUCCCUAUUGAUUCGUACCCCCCAAAAUCUCCUGAGGGCUUUGAAACAGACACACGUGAUGCAGGCGCUGGGCUUUGGACUGCAGACAUGCAGAGCUUUGUACUGUGGCUAUUCAGAAGCGCCUUCAUAAGAUCUGCAGCUGAAGGUGGCCCCUUUUCCGCAAGGCUCCAGCACAGAGAAUGGAGGCUGUCACACUGGCAUUGUUCUGUUCUGAUCUCGUCUGUGUGGUGACAGCUGGCCCAAAGGAGGGAUAAAGAGGCAGGGAGGCAGCAUCUGGAUGAUGCUGGAGCUAGCAGAGGCUCCACACAUAUUCUCAUACACACACACACACACACAUAUUCAUGCAGACACAUAUUUUCACACAAAAGUAUCCUGUAGAAAUUCCCGCACACCAGGGUUUGACCAAUAUGUUUUUUUAAAAGGUACCAAUCAUUUUAGAAUUCAGUUACAGAAGGCUGAUAUUAAGUUUAAUUUGUACAUAUUUGUUUGUUUUUUUAAUUAGUCGAUUUGCAUUUUUAAAAAAAACUCAGUUUAGUGCUUCCCCAAAAAUACAUUUUUAUCAGUGAAUUUACAUUGGUGCAAAACUCUGGGAUUGAACUUUUUCUGAGAUAACUUUUUAGAAGUGACAGCUACAGUACGUCAGAAUGACCCACCCCAUCCAUUCAAUGACAGGGUACAGUUUUGGGAAAUAUUAAAGGAAUUAAAGGAAUAGUUUUGGGCAAUAUGUGCAUUUUCUUUCUUUCUAAGAGUUAGAUGAGAAGAUUGCUACCACUUAUGUCUGCAUUUUAAAUAUGAAGCUAAAGCCAGUAGUCGGUUAGCUUAGCUUAGCACAAAGACUGGAAACGGGGGGAAACAGCUAGACUGGUUCUGUCCAAUAGUACAAUAACAAAAUCUGCAUACAAGCAUCUCAAGAACUCCCUAAUUUAUGAUAUACCUAGCCUUUUUUUAAACCGAACAAAAGACAAACUGUAAAAAAGAGACUUUGUGGUAUAUGUGCCAGACUAUUUCUUUUCUGGACACAGUAACUUAUUCUUAUUAUCAGUGUAACGCAACAACAUGUUGAACAAUUUCUCUAAAAGAACAAAUAAAAUGUGCAUAAAACAAAGCCGUUUUAGUGUAGCUGUGGUCAGGCUUGGCCUUCAUCAUACUAGAAGUGGACAAAAUGACCUAUUAAAUGAAAAAUAUGUUCUAUGUAUGUAUAAGUUAAAGCAAUCACAGACAUCACAGCAGGUCAACUGAGCAACUAUAUGCCUAACCUAUUUUGUGGACCAAAUGUAAGCUUUGGCUUCUCAACAUUGUAUUUCUGCCCAGAGUUUUGCAUAGGAUGUUAUAUUUUUCUAGUUUUAGACAAAAGCAAGCAACUACUGUUAAAAGUGGAUGUAACAGGAGUAAAAAUACCACAUUUAUUUUAGCUGGUAAAAGAAGACACUGCCACAAGAAACUAGGCUUGAUUAGAUCACUCACUGUACUCCAGCUCUAGCUGGAAAAAAAAACAUCACAACCAGCAGGGGGAAAAAAAAAAUCUGGGUUACAUUUCUCAUAAAAAUAAAUCCGUAAAAUAAGUCUGACAAAUAGGCCAAAUCUUCUAUGGGCUUCUCCGAGCCUAUUUGCUUGUGUUGUAAUGAUGUGAGAUUUAUUAGCAGCUGCAGCCACAGAUAUCAUUUUGACCUUGUUAUCUAAAGUGCUACUUCCACCUCUAAGACCCUCUUUUCAUUUGCGAUAAAGAUGCAUUUUUGAGCGAUCAGACUGUAAUGAGACAAUGCUUAACCACAUUAAAAUAGAAAGAUCUGACCAAAGCACAAGCAAAAAAAAUAUAUGAAUUGUCCAUUUUAAAGGUCCAAUGUGUGGGAAUUUCUCCCAUCUAGCGUUGAGAUCAUAUAUCGCAAUCAACUCUUUCGCAACACGCAGUUCAAAGUACGUAUUACAGCUACGGUAGCCUUCAUGCAUCAAAAAAAAGGUCUCUUGCUCUUUUCAAUAUCCUUCUCUUUCUAAGACUCCUGUUCCUGAAAUUUGGUUUUGAAUACGUGUUGUCCUCCACGUUUCCUUCUUCAAACUUGCCGGGGCCGGGAAGCUACGAUACCCAUUAGCAGCAUUAGCAGCACCUGUGAGUUUAUCAUGUGACAGCGAAAACACAAAAAGCGGAGCAGUA